AUGCAGAGCGGGAGACCCUUUCCUGGUCUUGGCAAAGGAACAUACUCGAAGGAGGAAAUACUGGCCUGGCUGAUAACGACAUGCCGCGAUCAUUUCGGGGGCCACGCGAACAAGCAAGUAGCUGACCUGGUAGAGGUGGACGACGACGCGGACUCAGACUCUACGUGCGAUCUGACAAAUGAGGAAGACGGUGAAGAGGAGGAAGCCACGGAGGCGCAUGCCGACACAGGGGUCCGUGCACCGUCUACGCUGUUGCUCACGCGGAAGCCGAGGACGCGCCAUACCCAAUCGCUGUUGACCAAGGGGGGUAUGUCAGAUCCAUUGCUGAGCGGAGAGGCGGGGACUAUGCACGUCAACGACGCGGAGUGUGGGUUCAUGAAGGGUGCUCUACAAGAGGCCGAAAGACUAAGGGUGCAGCGGCGCAGACAGGCGGAAGGGAGUUCACAAGAGGUGAAGUUGGGAGAGCAUGCGGCGGCUCGGACGGUGGCAGCAAGUAAUGUUGAACGGCAGAUCGAGCAGCGCAGACAAGGCGGAGAGACAUCUGCAAAAAAAUUGAAGAAGCUUCCCGACGACGACCGAAAGAGUGGACCGCAGGAGCUCGCGGCGGAUACGGAUGCGUCGAGAGAGAGGGGGGAGUUGGUCGGUCAUACUAACAUCCAUGGCAUGACUCUGGGUGUCGCCACGGAUGUUGAAGCGGUAGAUAAGGAAGUACAAAAAGGUGGUGAAAACGGACAGCCACAGACAGGUGUGGGCAAGGGGAAUGUGCGAGAGGGGGCGAAGGGGGCAAUGGGGGAACUAUUGGCGCACACCGGUUCGGAGGGUGCUGUUGAAGGUGUCGGAGAGGACGUGCAGAUCAAGGAAAGAGGAGGCGAACACGACACGGUGGAAGAGAAAGAACAUGGGAGCUCGGACGGCAAGGAGGCAGAGAGGGUGGAUGAGACUUCUGGAGAAAAGAAGAAUGCAGAUGUGGUCGUUCAAAUAGCAGACAUGGAAGCGGAAGAGAAGCGUCUGGCAGCGAAGGAAGAGGAGGAGAGAACUCGGGCUGCGGAGCGUACGAGGGCUCUAGCGUCGGAGAGGGCGCGACUAUCUGCUGCACGACUUUGA
Molecule: messenger RNA, 1104 nt
Organism: Closterium sp. Naga37s-1
Lineage: Eukaryota; Viridiplantae; Streptophyta; Zygnematophyceae; Desmidiales; Closteriaceae
Source: the annotation of a GenBank genome assembly